Molecule: messenger RNA, 1562 nt
Organism: Arachis ipaensis
Lineage: Eukaryota; Viridiplantae; Streptophyta; Magnoliopsida; Fabales; Fabaceae
Product: alpha/beta-Hydrolases superfamily protein
Cellular component (GO): chloroplast
Source: RefSeq, a predicted model, not a curated record
AAGGGGGGUUAACUGAAAUAUUUGAAAGAGAGUGUGAGACAGUGAGACACCCAAUAGUUACACCAAGCAUACAAAGUUGAUGACGUGUCAUUGCAGUUGUCAGAAUUUUUCUCCACCAAAAGAAAAAAAUAUCUCCACCGUGUUCCAGCAGUGCCUCCUUGUUGGACUCGAAGCUCUUCCCCUGUAAUCUAACAAUGGCGCUCUCUGCAACAUUCAAGCCUUUUUCACCUCAAAGCUUCAAUCUUUACUCCAAAAUCCGCAGACCCUUUUCCUUUCACUCUCUCACUUUCCUCAAGGUUCGCGCUUCAACCACUCUUGAUUAUUCCAACGUCUCCGCCAACCCAAAACCCUCACCUUUGAAGACUAGUAAUUGGCAAUGGAAAUUCAAUGACAAUUCUAUAAACAUCUAUUAUGAGGAACAUGCGAAGGAGGCUGAGGAGCCUUCCCAGAAUAUCUUGCUGAUGCCGACUAUUUCUGAUGUCAGCACUGUUGAGGAAUGGAGAUUAGUAGCUGGUGACAUUGUUCAGCGUAACGGCAAUAUCAAUUGGCGUGCAACCAUAGUUGAUUGGCCUGGUCUCGGCUAUUCGGAUCGGCCGAAGAUUGAUUACAAUGCCGAUGUAUUGGAAAGAUUUCUGGUUGAUUUCAUCAAUUCACCCACUGGUCCAAUAAAACCAGAGAACGAUUUGAUAAUAUUCGGAGGAGGGCAUGCUGCAUCAAUAGUGGUCCGUGCGGCAAAAAAGGGUUUGGUGAAGCCCAAAGCUGUAGCUGCAGUUGCACCAACUUGGGCUGGACCCCUUCCUAUUGUGUUUGGUCGAGAUUCCAGCAUGGAAACAAGAUAUGGUCUUCUAAGAGGCACAUUAAAGGCUCCUGCAGUUGGCUGGAUGAUGUAUAACAUGCUUGUCAGCAACGAGAAAUCAAUCCAAUCACAGUACAAAUCCCAUGUCUAUGAAAACCCGGAUAACGUGACUCCAGGAAUUGUGGAAAGCAGAUACGCAUUGACAAAACGAAAAGGAGCACGAUACUUGCCGGCUGCUUUCUUGACUGGGGAAUUGGACCCCGUAACAUCUCGUGAAGAGUUCCUCGAACUCUUUGCGGGGUUGGAAGGAAAGACACCGGUCUUGGUUGUAUCAGCCAAAGGAGCUCCAAAGAGGUCAAAGGCUGAGAUGGAAGCUCUUAAGGGAGCCAAAGGGGUGAGCAAGUUUGUGGAGGUUCCAGGUGCACUUCUUCCACAAGAGGAGUAUCCUGCUAUAGUUGCACAAGAGCUUUUUAAGUUCUUGGAAGAAUACAUUGUCUCUGCUGUUUAAAGUUUAAACUUUGACACUUUUUUCCCCUUAAUAAUAUAUUGAGGUUCUGUAACUUUUCCCCUUUCCUAUGGGAAAAUUCUUGUAGACUCACAAGUUUAGUAUAUCAUUGUUAAUCACACAAACAUUUAAGUUGGCAAUACCUAUAAAUGAUUAAGUGUAUCUUAGAUAAAGUUAGUGGGUGCACUUAAUAAUAUUAGAUUUGUCAUUUGUGUCUAGAUAAGGAUUCUGCGUAUAUAUGUAAUUUCUUUUAAUUUGCUU